AUGGAGACCGUGACAGUAUUGAUAAUUGGUGCAGGCCCUUCUGGUCUCGCAACAUCUGCUUGCUUAAAUCUUCUUUCAAUCCCCAACAUUGUCUUAGAAAGAGAGGAUUGUUAUGCGUCUUUGUGGAGGAAUAGGGCUUAUGAUCGCCUGAAAUUGCACCUCGCUAAGAGAUAUUGCGAGCUUCCUCACAUGCCCUACCCAUCUGAGUAUCCGACAUUCAUCCCCAGAAGUGAUUUCAUUAGCUACUUAAACGACUAUGUUUCUCACUUUAAGAUUGAACCUCGAUUCCGUAGGAACGUUGAGUCUGCUUAUUUUGAUGAUAAGGAAGGUGGAAACUGGUGUGUUCCAGCUAAAAAUCUUGAACUGGACGUGCAUGAAGUUUUCCUAGCCAAGUUUCUAGUGGUUGCUACCGGUGAAAAUAGCCAAGGCUUUAUCCCUAAUUUUCCUGGGCUUGAUAGCUUUUCUGGAGAGUUCAUUCAUUCAAGCCAGUUUGUUAAUGGUAAAAGGUUUAAAGGCAAAGAAGUUUUGGUCGUGGGUUCUGGAAAUUCUGGAAUGGAAAUCGCUUUUGAUCUAUCAAAUUAUGAUGCUCAUACUUUCAUUGUUUCUCGCAGCCCGGUCCAUAUUCUGACAAAGGAGAUGGUGUUUCUGGGGAUGUUCAUGUUGGAGUAUCUUCCCUGCAAAUUAGUAGACACCAUAGUUGUGACUCUUAGCAAGUUUAGGUAUGGAAACCUUUCAAAUUACGGGCUUGAAAGGCCAACAGAAGGUCCGUUUCAGAUUAAAGCAAGAUUGGGUCAAUCUCCGACCAUUGAUGUUGGGACAAUGGAUAAGAUUAAAAGAGGAGAGAUCAAUGUUCUUCCUGCAAUAACAAGCAUCAAAGCUAACAAAAUCAAGUUUGAAAAUGGAACCAUUGAUCAGUUUGAUGCUAUAGUUUUUGCCACUGGCUACAAAAGCACCGUCAGAAAUUGGCUUAAGGGUGGUGAAGAUCUCUUUAACGAAGAUGGAAUGCCCAGGGGAGAAUUUCCAAAUCACUGGAGAGGAGAAAAUGGACUUUACGCUGCUGGAUUUGCUAGGAGAGGACUGCAUGGGAUUUCCACGGACGCCAAGAACAUAGCUAGGGAUGUCAGUCUGUUGCUGUUGAAUCAUCACCAAAAAUUUAUUAAUAUUGAUUAA
This is a messenger RNA of Manihot esculenta (cassava), 1170 nucleotides long. Its product is annotated as probable indole-3-pyruvate monooxygenase YUCCA11. Lineage: Eukaryota; Viridiplantae; Streptophyta; Magnoliopsida; Malpighiales; Euphorbiaceae. The record is from RefSeq and is a predicted model, not a curated record. Gene Ontology annotation, molecular function: NADP binding; N,N-dimethylaniline monooxygenase activity; flavin adenine dinucleotide binding. The coding region runs from base 1 to 1170 and encodes 389 amino acids. The transcript has 3 exons.